AUGCCCCGGGCGUCGCCCAAGAUCAUCGUGUACACAACGUCGCUCCCGACCACGCACAAGAUUCGCGCCGACGUGGAGCGUCUCGGCGCCCUGUUGGCUGCCCUGGCACUCAAGAUCGGCAUCGAGUACGAAACGGUGGACCUCACACAGACGCCGCACCGGCGCAGCGAGAUGCUGCUGGCGAGCGACGGGAACUCCGUGCUGCCGCAGCUACACGUAGACGGGAAGUUCGUUGGAUCGUGCGACGACGUGCAAGAGAUGGAGGACUUCGGAGAACUCAGGCCCAUCCUGCUGGGCGAAACGCCAGCGCCGCAAGCGUAG
Messenger RNA from Pedinophyceae sp. YPF-701, 321 nucleotides. The record is from the annotation of a GenBank genome assembly. NCBI's taxonomy places the organism in Eukaryota, Viridiplantae, Chlorophyta, Pedinophyceae.